CUUGCUUGCUGUACGCUUAGGAUAGGUAAACGUUUGUUUACAGAACAUCGGUAUUUUCAAAAUUAACAAGUCUGUAAAGUGUAACAUUUGUUUGUUGGACUCCUGGAAACACACCUUAACCAAAAGCUUGCAGGAUGGAGUCUCGCUUUGCGCACCUGUACAAGCGGGAUAGCAGUACAUCUAUGAUUCGGCUAAAGAUGUCCAGACGUCGUUCGCAAUCCCAGAAAGAGAACAGAGAAAAGAUCCAGAACAUGCGCAGACAUCUCGACAGGUUGCCGGAGGUCGACCUCUCGAUGGAUACUUCCACCCUCAUGGCUACUCAAGACAAAGCACCCAAAACAAAGACAGCCAGUGAUUCCAGUGAUGCGGCUGAGGAAAGGAAGAAGAUGCUUGCUCGAUACAAAGAAAACAAGAUGUUGCAAAAGGAAAAAGAAAAGAGGGACAAAGAGAAGAAAGGUGUGUUCAAGGUGGGCCUGUAUAAGCCACAGCCACUUGGGUAUCUGCCUUCAAACACUGCUGCGCCAAGCAGAGCCAAGGCCACAGAAAUGAGUCAGUCCACACGAAUGACCCGCUCGAUGGUGCAGAAUCAAAAGCUUGCAGUUGAAAGACAUGCUGUUCCAAAGAAAGUUGAGACCUUAUCAGCUGCCAGGGCUUCCACAAGGGACAAUCGAAAACCUCUGACUUCUACCAAAACCAGAGCAACUACAGCCGAACCACCUGGAAGAGCUCCAACCACGCGAUCAGCUGCUAAAACAGCACCAGAAGCUGUGGUUAAACCAGUUACUGAUGCAAGAGGUCCGAAAACAAGAUCAGCUGUUAAAUGUCCUGCAGUGCCCUCUUUAGGCAGAGGGAAAGUCAUACAAGGCAACAUGAAGGCAAAUGUUGAAAAUAAGCCUGCUGAGAUAAAGGACACUGCAGUUGAUGAGGAAGAGGAACCCAAAGUUGCUCCUGCGUCGUUUGCUCCUGAAGGAUUUGUGUUCCAGCCUCCUGUUGGUCUAAGGUCAUUUGAGCCUGUGCCACUCUCUCCAUCUUCAGCCAAUGCCUUCCUUUCACCAAGUUUUAAUUCUGAAGCCAGCAUGGAGCCUGCUUUGCCCUCUCCCCCAAAGCCUGUUCUGUCAUUCUCAUCUCCUCCACCUUCUCUGUCAGCCCAUAUGACAGAUCAUGCUGUCAGCCCUCCGUCAGUGUCCUCUCCUCCUCCUGCCCUCUUUCCUCAACCAUCCACCGAUGCAGCACCAUCACCUCCGUCUGCCCCAAUGGAGCCUCAGCAUGAUGUUGCCUAUUUUAGGGCAGAGAUGGCCAGUGAGACUGAGCGUUUGACUGGACUCUCUGAGCUGUGGGAGACACGAUUUGAUGACACUUCUAUACCAGAAGAGAUGCGAGAUCGGAUGCGCACCGCUGUCGGUCAGGCCAGACUGCUGAUGAAAGAGCGUUUUGGCCAGUUUAAUGGCCUCGUGGAUGACUGCGACUUUAAGCGCGGGGAGAAAAUAACAACCUGCACAGACUUGCAGGGCUUCUGGGACAUGGUGUACUUUCAGGUGGAAGAUGUUAAUAAGAAAUUUAAUUCCCUGAAAGAGGCGGAGGCGAGGGACUGGAAAGAGGAAGUCAAACCUGUCACCAAAAAAAGAGUGGUCAAAAAGCCUCCUGUUGUAGCAGGGAAGGCCGCAUCAGGUGUAGGUGGCAGUGCUGCAGCCAAGAGUCGACUGGCUGCUAUAAAGGCCGCAAUGAAAGCCAAGCAGGCUGAACAGAAGGCCACUGAGACUAUAGACAAACCCCAGGAGGACUCCAGCUCUGCGUCUGUGGCUGCAGUACAGUCUGUGGUCUUCCACGGCGGCUUCUUCCAGGUGGAAAGCCCAGUUAAGACGCCAGCUGCUGUCAGAAGAUCGUGUCGAGGUGUGGUUUCUUCCCCCUCAGCUACUAAAUUCAGCACUCCAGUCAGGCAGUGUAGAUCUACUGCCAUCCCUCGCGCUUCUCCUCUACCCUGCAUGCCCACCACACCAACUCGACCCCUUCAUUCUGACGUAUUACCUGUUUCUACCUCUCUGCGUUCUGCAGAGUCGCCCAAAGAUUCUCAGAUGACCCCUGACCACAUGCAAGCCUCACACACAGAUCUCUGCUUCAACAGUCAACCUCAGUUUGACCCCAGCCUAACCUGUACCCAACCGGAUUUUAGUAACGAAGCAGAAAACAGUCCAGCAAGGCAGUCUGAGUCCCCUGUUGAGUGUUCAGAAGCUCAGAUUGAGGACUGCAUCCCAGAGUCGAUGCUCAGCCCCUCUACUCAAGAGGAAGCAGAAGAUAAUGUGGUUUCUGAGGAGAUUUUGCAUGUCUCGGCUGGUGUAGAUGCUCUUUCGCAGUGCUCAUUUCAUGAAAAAGAACCCAGUGUCUGUUCUCCUGCUUCUCCUGCAAUGAUGCCCUCCACACCAACCAGAGAUCUCAACGCUUCUUCAGCUCUCAAUAAUGAGCUCGUCCUUUCAGCAUGCAGUAGCUCUCCAACCAGUGCUGAUGUUGAAAUGACUGGACCUCAAGAUGCUGAGGGUGCCACUGGUUUGGACUUUGAGCGUUACCUGCUGCCAUCAGUGGGAGACAUUGUGUCUCCAGAACAGAGUCUUGCAGCUGACAGGUUUUCUCUUGGAGUGAUGGAUGCGGAGAUGGAGAGUCCAGUGUCUCAGCCAGACGAGUCUCCAGUGGAUGUCUUGGCAUCUCCCACAGCUGUUCCCAGAAUGGUGUUCUCACACAGGAUCAGUCAGAUGCCGCCCAGUCUGCUGCUGUUCACCCCAGAACAGAAGGAGAGAGUGAGGCAGUCCGUGUGUGAACAAGACCUGAUGACAUUCACUCCUCCCACAAGCAAAUAAACACACAUUCGCUAUUAUUUAAAUGCGGAUCCUUUUAUUAUUCUUGUUUUGGUUGUUGUUAAAUUAGAUUCCUUUGAUACAUGUCCGUUUAUAUGCAGCUUACUUUUGUACUUUAUAAUGAGGGCAUUAGAUACAGCGA
Molecule: messenger RNA, 2988 nt
Organism: Danio aesculapii
Lineage: Eukaryota; Metazoa; Chordata; Actinopteri; Cypriniformes; Danionidae
Gene: dlgap5
Product: discs, large (Drosophila) homolog-associated protein 5
Biological process (GO): mitotic spindle organization; kinetochore assembly; signaling
Cellular component (GO): nucleus; cytoplasm; spindle pole centrosome
Molecular function (GO): microtubule binding
Source: RefSeq, a predicted model, not a curated record